Messenger RNA from Apus apus (common swift), 7842 nucleotides. RefSeq names its product LMBR1 domain containing 2 (gene LMBRD2). Lineage: Eukaryota; Metazoa; Chordata; Aves; Apodiformes; Apodidae. The record is from RefSeq and is a predicted model, not a curated record. Gene Ontology annotation, cellular component: membrane. The transcript has 18 exons. Gene Ontology annotation, biological process: adrenergic receptor signaling pathway. The coding region runs from base 224 to 2290 and encodes 688 amino acids.
GGCGAGGGGCCGAUGUCGGCGCUGGCGGCUCCGGGCGCCCUGACGCGGAAGGAGCCGGGCGCGGCCGCCGCUGCCUGCGUGGCGAUCUGAGCCCUCGCGUGGAGGCAGGAUGGCGGGCGGCGGCGCCCCGUGAGGGACGGGCUGCCGAGCAGGGGGCUCCGCAUGCGUUCUGUUCUGCUUUCCUAAGUGAGCUGUGAAGUGUGUCUGGAGCGAACAUUCAAUAAUGAGUGGUGCAGCACUGGGCCUUGAGAUAGUAUUUGUCUUUUUUCUGGCCUUGUUCCUACUUCAUCGGUAUGGAGACUUCAAGAAACAGCAUCGACUGGUGAUCAUAGCAACAUUACUGGCUUGGUAUCUUUGCUUUCUUAUUGUAUUCAUACUGCCUCUCGAUGUCAGUACGACUAUUUAUAAUCGGUGCAAACUUGCUGUCAACUCCAGUCCUGCUGAAAAUAAUGGCUCUUAUGUUACGCUUGCUCCAAGUAAGCAAAAGUGUUUCAAACCAUGGAGUUAUAUUCCUAACGGGAUUAUGCCAAUUUUCUGGCGUGUUGUAUAUUGGACAUCACAGUUCUUGACGUGGAUUUUGCUGCCAUUCAUGCAGUCAUAUGCUAGAUCAGGAGGGUUCUCCAUUACUGGAAAGAUUAAAACUGCGUUGAUUGAGAAUGCAAUCUAUUACGGCACUUACUUACUGAUUUUUGGAGCAUUUUUAAUAUACGUGGCUGUAAACCCAAACUUCAAUUUACAAUGGAAUCAACUUCAGACAAUUGGGAUAGCCGCUGCAAACACAUGGGGUCUUUUUCUUCUUGUGUUGCUUUUGGGUUAUGGCUUGGUGGAAAUUCCCCGUUCGCACUGGAAUGGGGCCAAGAGGGGUUAUCUACUCAUGAAGACCUAUUUCAAAGCUGCCAAACUUAUGACUGAAAAAGCAGAUGCAGAGGAGAAUUUAGAGGAUAUUAUGGAGGAAGUCCGUAAAGUAAGUGAGAGUAUCAAGUAUAAUCACCCUUUGAGAAAAUGCGUUGAUACAAUACUGAAAAAGUGUCCUACUGAGUAUCAGGAGAGAAUGGGUAGGAACAUGGAUGAUUAUGAAGAUUUUGAUGAAAGACAGAACAGUUACCCAAGUGAAAAAAGUUUGGUGAAACUUCACAAGCAGGUAAUCUAUUCAGUACAGAGACAUCGCCGUACACAGGUUCAGUGGCAAAUUCUCUUAGAACAAGCGUUUUAUCUAGAAGAUGUGGCAAAAAAUGAAAGCAGUGCAACUCGACAGUUUGUUCAUACCUUUCAUUCCCAGGAACCAGAGAAUAAAAUUAUUCAGUAUUUAUACACACCAACAGUUGAGUGGUACUGGGAAUGUCUUCUACGACCAUGGUUUUACAGGGUGCUUGCAGUUGUUCUGGCCACAUUCUCUGUAAUUGUUGUGUGGUCAGAGUGCACAUUUUUCAGCACAAACCCUGUUUUAUCGCUAUUUGCAGUUUUCAUACAGCUGGCAGAGAAGACAUACAAUUAUAUAUACAUAGAGAUGGCUUGUUUUCUUACAAUCUUUUUCCUAAGUAUCUGUGUUUACUCUACUGUCUUCAGGAUCCGUGUAUUUAACUAUUAUUACUUAGCUUCACAUCAUCAGACAGAUGCUUACAGUCUCCUUUUCAGUGGCAUGUUAUUUUGCCGUCUUACUCCACCGUUAUGCUUGAACUUUUUGGGCUUGACCCACAUGGAUGCAACAAUCUCUCACAAAAACACUCAGCCAACUGCUUAUACAUCUAUAAUGGGAUCCAUGAGAGUGCUGUCCUUCAUUGCAGAUGGAUUCUAUAUAUAUUACCCAAUGCUUGUUGUCAUUCUCUGUAUUGCUACAUACUUUAGUUUAGGAACUCGUUGUUUGAAUCUUCUGGGAUUCCAGCAGUUCAUGGGGGAUAGUGAAAUGACCUCUGAUUUGAUUGAUGAAGGAAAAGAGCUAAUCAGAAGAGAGAAAAGAAAACGACAAAGGCAGGAAGAAGGUGAAAACAGAAGAAGGGAAUGGAAGGAGCGAUAUGGAAAUAGAGACGAUUCUACUAGAAACAGAGUUGUCCACACAGACCAAAAAGAAUCCAGCUUCUCAGACACCAGCACCAAUAGAGCACUAUCAAAGUAUACCCGAUCAAAUGGCAGGACUGAAAGAGAUAGAAUAGAACUCCUUCAGGACGCAGAACCUUUGGAUUUUAACGCAGACUCAAUUAAUGAUGACCCACUUGAAUCAGAUUCGGGAAGGUACCAGCCUGGUGGAAGAUACCUGUCAAUGUCUCGAAGCAAAAUAUUUGAUGAUGUCUAAACUCCUCGAAGCUAAAGAAAAUUCAGUGGAAAUACAUCUCCUACUCAUUGUCUGGAAAUACUGUAUUUACAAUAUAUUGCCGAACCAGAAAAGACCAUUUUUGUUCAAAAAAAAGAAUAUGAAGGAACAACUAUUUUGGAAAUGCACUUGUAGGAUAACUUUACUACUUAUGACAAGAAUAUGCUUCCUCUGUUGUAGAUAUUGUUGUGCAUCAGUGUGGGCUUUUGUGUCAUGACCAAAAGGAGAAAACUAUUAAUUAAGUUAAUAGAGAGUAAACUUGAUAUAUGUACCUAGGACUCAACUUGAACUGUAACACUGUAAGUUUUAAGAAGGGGAUAUUUUGGAAUGAAUUUUUUUGUAUUUUAACAGAUGCUGUGAGAGCAUCUUAAUGCAUCCAAAGUGCAGUUAUAUCAAUUACUAUACUAAACACUUUCUGGAAUUUUUCUAUUUGAACUUUAUGCCUAGUCCAAAAUUGACUGAAUUAAAUUAAGGCUUCUUUUGCCUUCAGUGGUCUUUGAAUCAGACCCUGCAUAAUCUUAAAGACUGAAUGGUAGACUGUUCUUCAUAAAAUCAUAAAAUACAUGUUCCAGUAUUUAAAGGGUGGCUUCUAAGAAAAUAGAGACCCCCUUUUUACAAGGAAUCAUAUGGAAAAGAUACGGGGUAAUGUGUGCAAGUUAUUCAUGGGAAGAUUCUAAUUGGACAAAAGAGGAAAAAUUUCACAAUGAGAACAAUCAGCCGUUGGAAUAAUAUCCCCAGGGAAGUGGUGGAUUCCCCAACAUUGGACACUUUUAAGGUUUGUCUGGACAGGGUGCUGGGCCACCUUGUCUAGGUGGAGCUUUUGUCAAGUUGAUCUUUGAGGUCCCUUCUAACCUUGUAUUCUAUGGUUCUAUGAAAUCAGUUGGCAUAAAUUUUGGAGUAAGGUGUAUUGGUCAAGAGAGGCUAUCUUUUUUCUUUUCCAACAUUAUAUGCAGAUAAAUUAUUUUAGCAUGUGUAAAUAGUUGAAAUUGAAUAUGGACUGGAGUUUCAUUGUCACAUGAGCAUAUGUGCAAUAGCAAGAAUACAUUAUUGAAGAUACAAUGUCUGCUUAAGAUUUUUACAGUAAUGGUUGAAAAUCUUGGCACACUAAUGUUUUUGUAACUAUAGAAGAAAUAUAAUGUGAAAAUUGACUUAAAUGCUGAAAUAUAAUUUGCACACACCUCAGGCACGGCUUCAAAUUGUAGAGUAUUUCUUUAAAAGAAGGGAAAUAUAUAGCAUGAGUAGAUAAUGGUAAACACUUCUGAUGUCCCAAAUGCCCUUGUUGCAUUAUGUAUCUUUUUUAAGGUGCCUGUAUUUUGCAGUAUGUUGUUGCAAAACAAAUAAUGCUUAUUCAUUUGAAUGCCAUUCAGAAAUGCCAAUUAUUAAUUGUGUAAAAAGUUUCACAUUAAUUUCAUUGGUGUAGAUACAUUUUUUAAAUGUAGUUAGUUGAAUGAAUUUUCAAGUGUAAUCAUAAGGUAAAAGGUGUGGUCAAAUUCAUUAUAUCUUUGGAAAUUUGAUUAAUUUAAAACGUUGCUUUAUUUCAGUGUGCCCUAAGUCUUUACCACUUGGGAGUUUUCUUAUGUGCUUAUUGCAAUGUUAUGUUGAAAAAGGAAAGAGAACAUGUUUCUAUCGUAAAUUCUUUAUUAUGCUUUAAAAAGAAGACCUUCGUGAAAGCAGCUAAGAGUGAAUAAUUCUGAAAAGUAAAUUUUCAUGAAUGAGGUGUUACACUAAUUUUUAAAAAUAAUCUUUGCUUUCUGAAGCAAUUGUUAAUGGGGAUCUAACUACCUCCUGUGAUUUAGUACAUCAUGUGUUCUAACAGUAGUGAUAUUUGUAAUAUAUUGGUCUGUCUGUUUUAAAACGCUGACCUGUUACUAUGAAGGAGAAAAAAUACUCUGUCGGUAUAGCAUUAAUUAUAUCAAUAAACUGGCAGACAUAAAAUAAUUGUCAGUUCUUUUCUUAGGUGAAAACACUGAACAACAACCAUGGCCACAUGUAUUCAAGCUCAUGCAAUUUCCAGAUUACAUGUAAGAGGGCACCUUUUUUAUUUUGGGCAUUUUGUGUUCUGUAAAAACUUGAUCAAAACCUUAUGUCUGUUUCAGGGCUUCAAAUUUGAGAAAAUCAGACUUUUAAUUCAAAUUUUUCUUUAGCAACUUUAUGUUAGCACCUAUUUAAUUUAUUUCGGAUCUACUUAGAAAUGCUAUCCUGAAUUCAGCCUUAUGUUAAAAGGGUCGUAUAUGUUCUUGGUCAUCCAUCCACAUUAAUGUUCUUAGACUUGAUAUUUCUAUUUUUAAAAUCUCAUUUAAUUGUUUAAUUGUUAAAAAAAUUGUUUGUAAAAAUCGUUGGAUUAACUAAGAUUCAAGUUCUUUGUCUAACUCUUGAAAUGUCACUACAAAGGGAUCUAAUUCAGUGCUAAUGGAAAAAUUAUAGAAGGAAUGUUUGUUUUUCUGAGUAUGUGUGAAGUAUCCUUACCUAUCCCCUGUUGCUUUCAGAGAGUUGGAUCGAGCCUUUUUGGGACCUGAUUUUUUUCCCCCCCUCAGGAUUCAGUUGAGUGGCUGCAAACAGAAUUUUCAGUGGAAACUUGUAAUUAAGAUGUUAUAUACAAAAGCUAACUAGUCCCUGGUGUAAGCCCUCUGUCCGGUUUUCAUUGGGGUGCAAUAAUUUGAGGAGUUGGCUAUAUAAAUUGAUGGCAGUGGGAUUUCAGUUGUUAACAUAGAAAUUCUGAGCUCAGGGUGAUGGGAAUCCAUUGACCUUUUUUGAUGCUGCAGUGGACUAAUGGAGUAACCAGGGGCUGCUUUUUGAAAGCAUGAGACUUGGAGGUCUGAUUCUCUCUCAUGAGUUCUCUGGAUUGUGCUUGGAGGUCCUCAGUGUCACAUGCUCCUUGCAUGCUGGGUGUUUAAGUACAGAGUUGGUAGGUGAAGUCAGGUUUCAUCCAGAGUGUUCACUGCUGACCAACAGCUACUCUUGCUCUAAUUACACGCAAUUUGUUGGCCAAUUAAUCUAAAGGGUGUUUUGAAAAGUAAGUAUGAGUUCAUAUUACUAAAUCUGGAAGACUUUCAAUGAAGAAAUACAGAAUAUAACUAAAAAGAACAUUGUAGAAAUAAGGAAUAUACCUGCACGGCAUUUGCUGUGUACUUGAUCUAGUUUUCAACUAGUUUGGUUGCUGCUAGUGCAAAUAAUACAGAACUUGCUUGGGGGGGCUACAUGCCUAAGGUUUUACACCACUCCAGAGAGGCUGUACAUGUCAGAAGCAUCCAAGGCCAGGUUGGAUGGGACUCUGAGCAACCUGAUCCAGUUGAAGAUGUCCCUGCCCAUUACAGGGGGUUUAGACAAGAAGAGCUUUAAAUAUCACUUUCAACCCAAACCACUCUGUGAUUUUAUCAUGAUUCCCUGCCAGAUUGCAGCAACUCUUGAUGAGUUAUUUGCUGCUAUAGCUCUAGUGCUAGGAGUACCACAGCUAAGAAAAGAUAAAACUAGCUUUGAUAUGUUUUAAGUAGCAACUGUGCUGUUGGCUAGUGGUGUUCUUGCAUCACAUUUGAUGCUCCAGAGUAGGUGAUUUAAAAUAUAACUGCCUUGCAACCUGUGCUUUUGGGAACUGAAUGUUGGUGUAUUUAAUCUGUUAGUACAUGGUCAUAUUUAUUCUCAGCUAAAGAAUGUCAAUUAUGUAUUUCUUUAUUAUUUCACUUUCUGAAUUACUGAGCAGUUGGGGUAUGCUUCCAUUUCAUCAUCAUUUCCGCAGUUUCCUCUUCAUUUGUUAAUACCAAAAAAACCACCAAAACAUCAAAAAACCCGCCCAAGUUAAGUGCAAAUGUAUGAGUACCUUCCUGACAAAGUUUUAAACUAGUGAAUAGACUCCAUGCAAGUUGCAAUGAACUUUGAAAAGCAAGAGUGAAAACAGUAGCUACAUUAAUACUGUGUCAGUGUUGGAUUUAUUAAACGGUUAUGAUAGCAAAAAGCUCUAGUUGCACUUACUACUCACACUAGAGGCAUUUAAAAAUAUACACAUUCUGAUACCUAUCUUGAGAAAUGAGUUCUCUGCUUGAGGAAAGUGCAUCUCUUAGCAAAGUGGGGGGGUCUUAUGAGGGAAGGCAAAGGUUAUGCAAUUUCUAGUCUGUGCUAAUGGUGACACUUUGGACAAAAUAGGAUAUAUUUUAUUAUCUAGGUACGAUAAUGUGUUAAGAAAUAACAUACUUUAUACUACUGUAACUUAGACUACUGGAAAAAAAUAAUGCUAUCUGUUCUGCCUUUAUUUUGUAAUCAAGCACUUAUAAAAUAGUAAUUAACAGUAUUAAUGGGAAUGGUGGAAAGCUGCUACCUUUUCACUGUUUUUACUUGCUAUUUUAAAACAUAACCAUAACAAUUAUUUUCACAUAAGAAGUAUUAAAAAAAGUGAUCACUCAGAUUUUCUGUAAUUAUGAUAAUUUUUAUUUUACUAACUUCAUCUUGGAAUACUGUAAAAGUUAUGUGAAACAAACAAUAUUUUGUUCCAAUUUUCAUUAUUAUUGUAAUGAAUCUGAGGGGCAUUUGCAACACCAAAUAGAAUCACUUUAUGAAGGAAAACUUUUCAUGAGGCUUCUUAAAGAAAUCUGACUUAUUCAUUACAGACAAAAAUGUGCAUCUUAAUUAUUAACAAAAACACUUUUUAGGGUAUGUAUUGUCUCCUAGAUUUUUUUUUUUGUUCUUUAAAAUUCAGAAAAUGGUUGAUCUUUUCAGAUGAACUUACCUGUGAAUCUUGUAAACUUUCUGAGACUUUUAUAUUCCUUUUCUCUAAUGGGCUCUGCAGGAAUAUGUACUGUUCUGUGACAGUUUUCUAGUAAUAACUGUGCCUCUAAUAAAGUAGUCUAGUCUGAAGUUGAGACACUCCUACACCAUUUGAUUAUGUUAGCAAAAACUCAGCAUUCCUAGCAAAAAAAAAGAAAAUGCCUUGAACUAGAUCCCUUUCUAAUACAGUAAUUGCUGUCAUGAUGUUGCAGUGUAUUUGGUAUCUUCUGUUUCAGUCAUAUGGUAAAACCAAUCAGGUUUAUUCUUUGUUAAAAUGCACUGGAAUGUAUUCCUCAGCAUGAUUUUGUAUGCAUAUGUGUUUUAGUUGUAAUUCGCAGGCAACAGAUAAUAUGCAACUUUAGUUAUUUCUUCAGGGUAGUGUACUUAUAUUUGACAUAUUCCUGUGAAUUGCAGUAGUAGCAGAGUGACAGCUUAGCUAUAGCUGUAGAAAUUGAUUAUUGUCUAUAGAAAUAACUUGUAUUUCUGUAGAUGUGUCUGGAAGAUAAGGGGAUUCAUUUGUAAGCAAAGGUUUAGUUACAGAACUUCAUUCUCCAGUGUAUAUGAAGAUACGCUGUAGGAGUGCUGCUUAUGGAUAGACUCUCUUUUUUUGCCUUAUGAUACAAGUCUGUAUGCAUAAUUCUGUGUUCUGUCACCGAGUUACACCUUUUUCUCUGUAGCAUUCUAAAUUAUUGUUGUAAUGGGUAUAUAUUUUAAAAUGUGUGUUAAAAUAUCUAGUCAAAGAGCUAAGAUGGCAUGAAAUAAAUAAUUUCUGCAAUAUA